Messenger RNA from Nycticebus coucang (slow loris), 5236 nucleotides. It is a transcript of the gene PKP1, whose product is annotated as plakophilin 1. Bases 273 to 2453 code for a protein of 726 amino acids. Gene Ontology annotation, biological process: cell-cell adhesion; cell-cell junction assembly; intermediate filament bundle assembly. Gene Ontology annotation, molecular function: cadherin binding. Gene Ontology annotation, cellular component: cytoplasm; adherens junction; nucleus. The record is from RefSeq and is a predicted model, not a curated record. The transcript has 14 exons. Lineage: Eukaryota; Metazoa; Chordata; Mammalia; Primates; Lorisidae.
GCUGCGCGCAGCCCGGUGGAGUGGGUGGUGCAGGACAGGGGUGGUAUAUCCUGUCUGACGGAGGGCGGGCCUCGCUAGUGCAGGGACAAGCCUGGGUGGAGGCGCCAAGAGCAGCUGCCGCGAGCCCUCACGCGGACCACGCACUCUAUGGCCAUAGGGAACCGCUGAGCGCGAGAAGAGCACGCUCCCUCCCGCCCGCCCGGCCGCAGCACCGCACCUCGCCUCGCCUCUCUGCUCUCCCAGGCUCCGGCCCGCGCGCGUCUCCCGCCACCAUGAACCACACUCCGCUCAAGACCGCCUUGGCGUACGAAUGCUUCCAGGACCAGGACAACUCCACGCUGGCUUUGCCGUCGGACCAAAAGAUGAAGACGGGCACCUCGGGCAGGCAGCGGGUACAGGAACAAGUGAUGAUGACCGUCAAGCGGCAGAAGUCCAAGUCUUCCCAGUCGUCCACCCUGAGCCACUCCAACCGAGGUUCUAUGUAUGAUGGCUUGACUGACAAUUACAACUAUGGGACCACCAGCAGGAGUGGCUACUAUUCCAAGUUCCAGACAGGCACUGGCUCUUGGGGAUAUCCGAUCUACAAUGGGACCCUCAAGCGGGAACCUGACAACAGACGCUUCAGCUCCUACAGCCAGAUGGAGAACUGGAGCCGCCACUAUCCCCGGGGCAGCUGUAACACCACUGGCGCAGGCAGUGACAUCUGCUUCAUGCAGAAAAUCAAGGCGAGCCGCAGCGAGCCAGACCUCUACUGCGACCCAAGGGGCACCCUGCGCAAGGGCACACUGGCCAGCAAGGGCCACAAGACCACCCAGAACCGCUAUAGCUUCUACAGCACCUGCAGUGGUCAGAAGGCCGUCAAGAAGUGCCCCGUGCGCCCACCCUCCUGCGCCUCCAAGCAGGAGCCCGUGUAUGUCCCGCCCAUCUCCUGCAACAAGGACCUGUCCUUUAGCCAUUCCAGGGCCAGUUCCAAGAUCUGCAGUGAGGACAUUGAGUGCAGUGGGCUGACCAUCCCCAAGGCUGUGCAGUACCUGAGCUCCCAGGAUGAGAAGUAUCAGGCCAUUGGGGCCUAUUACAUCCAGCACACCUGCUUCCAGGAUGAAUCUGCCAAGCAACAGGUCUAUCAGUUGGGAGGCAUCUGCAAACUGGUGGACCUCCUUCGCAGCCCCAACCAGAACGUCCAGCAGGCCGCAGCCGGGGCCCUGCGCAACCUGGUCUUCAGGAGCACCACCAACAAGCUGGAGACCCGGAGGCAGAAUGGGAUCCGAGAGGCUGUUAACCUCCUGAGGAGAACCGGAAACACCGAAAUCCAGAAGCAACUGACUGGGCUGCUCUGGAACCUGUCUUCCUCUGACGAGCUGAAGGAGGAGCUCAUUGCCGAUGCCCUGCCUGUUCUGGUCGACCGUGUCAUCGUUCCCUUCUCUGGCUGGUGCGAUGGCAAUAGCAACAUGUCCCGUGAAGUGGUGGACCCCGAGGUCUUCUUUAAUGCCACAGGCUGCUUGAGGAACCUGAGCUCAGCCGAUGCAGGCCGCCACACCAUGCGCAACUACUCAGGGCUCAUUGACUCGCUCAUGGCCUAUGUCCAGAACUGUGUGGCAGCCAGCCGCUGUGAUGACAAGUCCGUGGAGAACUGCAUGUGUAUCCUGCACAACCUCUCCUACCGCCUGGAUGCCGAGGUGCCCACCCGCUACCGCCAGCUGGAGUACAAUGCCCGCAACGCCUAUACAGAGAAGUCUUCCACCGGCUGCUUCAGCAACAAGAGUGACAAGAUGAUGAACAACAACUAUGACUGCCCCCUUCCUGAGGAAGAGACCAACCCCAAGGGCAGCAGCUGGUUGUACCACUCAGAUGCCAUCCGCACCUACCUGAAUCUCAUGGGCAAGAGCAAGAAGGAUGCCACCCUGGAGGCCUGCGCGGGUGCCCUGCAGAACCUGACAGCCAGCAAGGGACUGAUGUCCAGUGGCAUGAGCCAGUUGAUUGGGCUGAAGGAAAAGGGCUUGCCACAAAUCGCCCGCCUCCUGCAAUCCGGCAACUCUGAUGUGGUGCGGUCUGGAGCCUCCCUCCUGAGCAACAUGUCCCGCCACCCUGUGCUGCACAGAGUAAUGGGGAACCAGGUGUUCCCAGAAGUGACUAGACUCCUCACCAGCCACAGUGGCAACACCAGCAACUCUGAAGACAUCCUGUCCUCUGCCUGCUAUACCGUGAGGAACCUGAUGGCCUCACAGCCACACAUGGCCAAGCAGUACUUCUCCAGCAGCAUGCUCAACAAUGUCAUCAAUCUGUGCCGCAACAGUGCCUCACCCAAGGCUGCAGAAGCUGCCCGACUUCUCCUGUCUGAUAUGUGGUCCAACAAGGAGCUGCAGAGUGUCCUGAGACAGCAAGGUUUCGAUAGGAACAUGCUGGGAACCUUAGCCGGGGCCAACAGCUUCAGGAAUUUCACCUCCAGAUUCUAAGAAGAGGCUGUCCAAGCAAGUUCACCUUGCAGAUAUAUCCCAGUUGAGAAGACCUCAGACCUUGCUGGAUGGGUCAUUCUGUCCAUCCUGUGCGGUAUUUGGAAAAGUCCAAAUGCAACUGAGAAGAAACCUGCAAACUGGGGAUGAUUGAAAUACUUUUAAAUUCUUUUUUUUUUCCUUGGGGGAAUUGGCAGGAGAUAGGGAUUGGGGAGUUGAGGGAGGGCUUUCUUGAGUUAAAGGGCCUUAAGUCUAAUGUCAAUACUUCUUUCUCUAAGAAAUGGUAUAUAUAUGUGUAUAAUAUGUGUGCAAGUGUGUGUGUGUGUGCGUGUGGUGUGUAUGAGUGCCUGAAAGCAUAACCACAAACUGCAAAAAGCUAGGUAAGCUAUUUCACUGCAGCUCAUCAGGUGAUAAAAAAGACUGUUCCAUGGUUCUUACUCACAGGCAAGGAUGGCACAUGCUUUUCAAUGAGCUGCCUGUAGGUCCAGAAAUCCAUUGUGCUGGGGUGUGGGCUCUGGUGGUCCAGUUCCAUGGAGGAGUCCUGUGGGCUUCCUGCCCUCCAUCUCCUGGGGUGAGGGAGGAGGAAAUGGGGCUGGGCUAACCUCCCUGCUUAAGACACUGCUUUGCAGGGAGACUUUGUCGAUGUCAUGGGAAAUCUAGUGUGUCUGAUGAUGCCUCCUGCAGUGCCACGGGCAGUGGGUGGGGCUUUAGACAGCAGGGCUUUCUCACUUGCUUUACUGUAUGAGGUCUGCCUAGGGAGUAGGGGCCAGAGAGAUGGGACUCACCAGCUCUUGGGCUGUAUACCGAGCAGGCAAAGUCCCUACUUGUUAUAGGAGACAGAUGGCAAAAAUGGUGCUCGGAGAAGCCAAAGAGCUUUCAGGGAAUGGAUUUUGGUCUUGACAUUCCCAGUAAAGAGGGCAAAUAGGCCCGGGCUAGGCAUUCACUUACUUAGGCUUCCCAUGGAAUGGACAUGGGGUGGGCGGUAGUUGGGGGAGGAGGUUGGAAAUAAACCAGGAAAAUGCUUUGCACCAAACCUUGCUGUGAGUCAAGUGAUGGUUCCCACAACACUUGGAGUAAGGAAAUUUGGAUAGACUAGAAAAGGGAAGCCUCACAUCAGGGUACCACCUUCCCCCAAGCUGUCUUAUUCCUCUCUGUAAAACCAGGAAUGUGAUAAGGAGGCCCUGUCAGGAGCACCUGCCAUGCCAAGACCCCAGCCUGUGUGCACUGCAGGUGAGAAGCAGGGAAUGGGCUCCCGAGGCCUCCCGAGGCCUCCCGAGGAACCUGUCGGCGCCUAUGGCCGUCAGUGCAGACUGCCAGAUAGGGCAGACCAUAGCCUUCCCGGGCCUCUCCUCUCCAGCCUCCAACUCUGUGUCUGCAUGGCUGGUGUCAGACAGAAAUUAACUGCCUGGCCUAUACCUUCUCUAAAAGACUGUAAGAUGCUCCUUCUCCACCUCCUCACUCCUUCUCAGCCCUCUCCUAAGUCUCCUGACCCUCUGCACUACCCUAACAGUCCAGCCCCACCUGUCACCCCAGCAGUCAGAACUGAAAAACACCGUUCUGGAGUUGAGAUGGGCCUGUUAAGAGUGGUGACAAGUGAGAAUGGAGGAGGCCAGACAUGCGAGGACACUGUCCUCAGAGAGGAAUCCCAGGCCAUUAAACUAGGUGUGCUCUGUGCUGUGUCAAGCAGAGAGCACACCUGGUAAAAACACUCUGUUUUGCCCGCACUGAAAGGCCAACUCCUGGCUCCCCAGUCCCUCUUGGGGACCCACAGGGGAGCCUGAUCCCACCAAACGAUCCUGGGAGUAAGUUUCAAUGUGGUCCCAUCUACCAGUCCUCAGGACCCAGAGGGAUUCACCUCUCUAUUUACAGAGCACCACCCGGUGCCAGGCAGUAUUCUAAGCACUUAGGAUACAUCUGUGAACAAAACAGACCACGCGCUGUCCUUGAGUAGCAUAUCUUCUCCUGUAGGAAAGAGGAGAGACAGGGUCCUUGGAUUUAGGGAUUCCUUGGUCUGAGAGGGGAUGUGUGGUCCAGUUGGGAUGACAGAGAAAUAAGCCGCUACUCGUGAAACCUAUGUAAGCCUGGAGACGCCUCUUCACCUUAGCACUGGCCUGACCUGCUGCAGUGGCCCUCUGCCUUGGGAGUGAAGACAGGCAGGUCUGGUCUGAUUUGAGUAACCUCUGGUGCCCUCUUCGGCCAGCCAGGUGGGCCCAGACCUCUGACCCAUGCCUGUCACUUUGCAAGAGAUGACACUGAGAGGGGCUUGAGGAUGCAUUUCCUAGAGAGAGGAAGGACUUUGCUAGGCUGUAAGUAUCUGACACAGAUCUCCAUAUUUUAAGUCCACAUGGACCUCACGCUACCAAAGUUGACACCUAGAACAAGAAGUUCCAAUUUGAGGCCAAAUGAAGACACAGACUCUAUCCCUACCCUGACCUCAGGAUCGCCUGUGCUUAAAAAUCUGGUUAUUGUCCACCAGCAGCCUCUCCAGUGGGGCCAGACUGGCAACUCAGACCCCACACUUCUCAUAGGGACCUGAGAAGCAGCAAUGUCCUCUCUACUUGUCCACCUCGGAGCCUGUCUGGGAGGUGGGUGGUUGGGAGAGAUAAGGCCAGGGCUAGCGGUAGAUGGGGGCAGGGGGAGCCUUUUUAUCGCCCAUCCUCCCUUUGCUUCAUGUUUGUAUAAAAGCUUUGUAGUGGCCAGGCCCAGUUGCCCUGUGUGAUAUGCUAUGUAUUUGCUUUUUUGGAAAUACAGGAAAUCAAUAAAUUGCUAAUGUUUCUUUGAACUUU